UUUGUUUACUAGCUGGAAAAUGGAUUUUAGUUGUUUACAUGUGUGUGUAGAUGCAAAAAUGUAACCUUUAAACCGAUGCUGCACAAGCAAAUGGCUUCGAAACCUUUCACCCCAGAAGAGGCGAGGAGGAUUGUCCAGUUUCUACAGAAACCAGCUGUGUUCCUGAACAUGACCAAAGACUGGCCAGCAUUACACUGGACUGUGGAGCACCUGUCAACUUGCCUUACAGAGAGGGUACGAUUCCGUAUUGGAAAAAGGAAUGAGGAUAUGGCUCCUCUUUUUGAAACGGAGUGCUCCUACAUUGAAGCAACUGUUAAAGAGUUUCUGUCCUGGACUGCCAAUGAGGGUGAAUCACUUGUUGGGCCAUUUUCUGACUAUCACUGCAAGGAAUUCUGGGCUUAUGCUGAUUACAAGUACAUUGCCCAGCUUUUUCAGGACAAACCUGCCAUCUUUCAGGAUGUGAUGUGGUCUGACUUUGGCUUUGCUGGCCGAGAUGGACGAGACAGCACACUUUGGAUUGGCACACAGGGUGCUAACACUCCAUGUCACCUUGACUCAUAUGGUUGCAAUCUUGUGUUCCAGAUCCAAGGGAGAAAGCGAUGGCAUCUCUUCCCUCCCGAUGACACACCCUGCCUCUACCCAACACGUAUCCCAUACGAGGAGUCCAGCGUGUUCAGCCAGGUCAGCGUGGUCCAUCCAGACCUGAAAAAGUUCCCAGCAUUCAAAAGAGCUCGAGUCCAUACUGUUACUCUGGAGCCUGGACAGGUUCUGUUUGUCCCCAGACACUGGUGGCACUAUGUGGAGUCUGUGGAUCCAGUGACUGUCAGUGUGAACUCCUGGAUUGAGAUAGACAUGGAUGAUGAGGCCAGAGUAGGAGAAGCUCUCACUAAGACCAUUGUGUGUGCCCUGAAGAGCGCCCCCAGCUUAGACAACGACGACCACUGGCUCAAUCCCACUGAGGACAGAGUUUCUUCUCAUGAUGAAAACAUGCAGUAUUUGAACCUAGCAGUAAAGGCCCGUAUGGACAAGAGGACAGAAGACUCUGGAGGCUGGUCCCUGCUUGCAGACCAACCUAGAGCAGAGGCGGGAAAACGUGAUUCCAGUGGACUGUUAAAGACUCCAGCAACCACUUUUGUUGUUCCCUUCGGACCUCAACUCAUUCCUGUUAUUUUGGCUCAGAAACCUAAAUGCAUCUGUUCAAAGGACACAUCUUUCAAGUACAAUGACCCCUCACAACCCGAACAGAGAUCUGGUCAGCAUGCACAUCAGGAAGUAGAAAGCCCAGGAUCCUCACAUGGAGCUGCUGGUAUGCGCCUAUCCACCAAUGACAUGCUAGAGUUCCUGGUACACCCUGAUGUCAUCGCUCAAGUUACUAGGCUAAUCAUGUGCCGACAAAGAGAACUUCGGUCUUGAUUUAUACCGGAUGAACAGUACUUUUAUAAAUAAAA
Rhinichthys klamathensis goyatoka is the source of this 1448-nucleotide messenger RNA. It is a transcript of the gene hspbap1, whose product is annotated as hspb associated protein 1. Gene Ontology annotation, molecular function: 2-oxoglutarate-dependent dioxygenase activity. The transcript is spliced from 8 exons. Lineage: Eukaryota; Metazoa; Chordata; Actinopteri; Cypriniformes; Leuciscidae. The record is from RefSeq and is a predicted model, not a curated record. The coding region runs from base 76 to 1413 and encodes 445 amino acids.